CGUCCAGCAGCGCCGCUGUGGUACGGUCCAAGCUGGAUGCGUUUGGCUCAUUGACCGGCGAACAGUCCUCAUCAGUACCAAGCAGAGCCCCCGGAACUUCCCCUUGGUCCCCCCUCCCGCAGCCCGCAGCCUCUCCGUCCUGAUGAAGCAGACUCUGGGCGAGCUGAUGAGGAUGAGCAGGAUAUGCCGGAUGCUUUUUGCCACUUGUUUGGGAUCCUUUAUUUUGGUCAUCUUUUAUUUUCAAAGUAUGUUCCAGCCAGUCAUGCAGAGGAAUCCCUUUGUGGUGGACGGCUGCUGCCGGAAAGGGUCCCGCAACGCUCUGCAGGAGCUCUACAGCCCCUCACAGUUGGACCCAUCAGGAGCUGCUCUCCUCCAUCAGGCCAGGAGGGACAAGGUGGUGGAGUCCUGCAGAGUUAACAGCGCUUUCAGUCGAAAGCGGAGAGUUCUGACACCCGGGGACCUUAAACACCUCGUGGUGGACGAAGACCAUGAGCUCAUCUACUGCUAUGUCCCCAAGGUGGCCUGCACCAACUGGAAACGCGUGAUGAUGGUGCUCACAGGCCGGGGCAAAUACAGUGACCCCAUGGAAAUCCCCUCCAAUCAGGCCCAUGUCCCUUCCAAUCUGAAGACGCUGAAUCAGUACAGCAUUGCUGAGAUCAACCAUCGCCUCAAGAACUACUUCAAGUUCCUGUUUGUCCGUGAGCCCUUUGAGAGGCUGGUCUCAGCUUACCGCAACAAGUUCACCCUGAAGUACAACUCGUCCUUCCAUAAGCGCUUUGGCACCCGGAUCAUCAGACGCUACCGCAAGAAUGCCACCCAGGACGCCCUGAUCAAUGGCGCUGAUGUCAAAUUCAAAGAGUUUAUCGAGUACCUGGUGGAUCCAGCCACACAGCGUGAUGGUCCACUCAACGAGCACUGGCAGACAGUUUACCAGCUUUGUCACCCAUGUCACAUCCACUAUGACAUGGUGGGCAAGUAUGAGACCCUUGAAGAGGAUGCAAACUACAUACUGCGGCUAGUGGGUGUUGGUGACUCCCUGCGCUUCCCAAGCUACGCCAAGUCCACUCGUACCACAGACGCCAUGACCGCUCAGUUCUUCAGCAAUAUCAGUUCUCAACAGCAGGUCCAACUCUACCAACUUUAUAAGAUGGACUUCCUCAUGUUCAACUACUCCAUACCCAGCUACUUGAAGCUGGACUAAAUGACAGCAGAGCUGGUACUCUGACAAUGGCUGCCUUGUUUGCAGAAGGGCAAAAAAAAAGAGUGAAGUGCAAAUUUUGGAAGAAAACUUGAUUUUUAAAAACUGUCGUUGUGCUUUGUUGGUGUUGUGUCUGCAAAUGGAUAUUUAACGAGUCCCGAAAGGUUAGAGGAAAGCGUGCUUGUGUGAGCAUAAGCUGAAGGAUGUUCAGUCAGCAGAGCCAGAGCGCUGACUGGAGGAGGAAGCGGGCUUGAAGGACCUAACACCUACAAAAACUGAAAUGUCUGGGUGAAGCAGGUCUUCAAGAAGAACUUAUCUUCAGAAGAUGAACUUAAUCGAGGGAUUCUUCUGAUUAUGUUCUCUACAUCAGAGGCUGCCUCACAUUCUGCCGAGCAAACAGCAGCCUAACACACUGACUCCAAUGCAUUGUGAGAGCUAAGCUCAUCCCUUCUCCCCUUUUAUCUAAGAAACUCCGUCAAAUUGUAAAGCAGUUCUUGUCCUGUGCUGCCCUGUCAGCAUGGUGAGUUAAUACCCCUUACCUAUGAACCAUUUCAUUAGAUUCAUGUCAAAGGAAAAUUGGCUUAUCACAUCCUCAAGGGUGCCUUAUAAUAUACGGCUCCUUAUUUUACCACCAUGAACUCACCGGCAGUAACUACAGCGGUGUAGCCUUCAGUCAAGUGUUUUACCAAAGUCAGUUUUAUUUCCAGUUUUCGAUGCUGGCAGAACAGAUCAUCCAAUGUUUCGACUUAAAAGACAUCAACGCAUCAAUGACGUUUGAAAGUUCUUUACAGAUUGAUCAGACCGGCCAACCAGCAAGGAUGCAUUAAAGAACGGGAUGCAUGAAUGUGAUUGGGUGUACCUUAAAGAAAAGAGAGUUAAUGAGGUUUUCAGGAGUGACAGUCACUGGAUCACAUAGCCACCAUGCCCCUCAUAGGGGCCCAGUGGACAGAAGCAGGCACACACCCAACCAGGCUACCAGCCAAACACGUCUUUAAGUAAAUUAAGAUUACCCUUUUGUCGUCUUUCUUAUGUUUUGUUUCUGUUUAUCUUAUGAAACAUUGCUGCAAGCAGCAAUAAUAAAAACAUAUUUAAUUGA
Messenger RNA from Poecilia reticulata (guppy), 2294 nucleotides. RefSeq names its product carbohydrate (chondroitin 4) sulfotransferase 11 (gene chst11). The record is from RefSeq and is a predicted model, not a curated record. Gene Ontology annotation, cellular component: membrane. Gene Ontology annotation, biological process: proteoglycan biosynthetic process; carbohydrate biosynthetic process. NCBI's taxonomy places the organism in Eukaryota, Metazoa, Chordata, Actinopteri, Cyprinodontiformes, Poeciliidae. Gene Ontology annotation, molecular function: sulfotransferase activity.